CUGCUCGCACGUGUGCACUUUCUCUGUCUUUCAAAAUAAAUAAACAUUUUAAAAAUUUAAUUUAAAAAAUUCGAUGAACUGUAGCAAUUCCAUUAUUAUUACGCCGAAAACUCCCUGGUAAUUUUAGCCAAGCUCAGAAUCUUAACUGUCUAGUACUGGAAAGAAUGUCUAUUGCCCAUAGAUGAAAUUUUUGAAACUACUACCCAUUCAAAUGACAGUACGUAAUCACGGUCUCCAGAGAAGCAACGACUUUGGUUUUGUGAAACCAUUCAUUCUUGACUUCACUUUGAUAUUUCUCUCUACAUUUUUGUUUCCGUUCCUCUGACACACAGAAUCACUAAGUAGUCAUACGGUUUAAUAACUAGAAUUCUUAGGAUUAUUGCCAUCAGUAAGAAAAAGGAGAAACAGAAGUAUCUGAGAAGAAUGGUAGCAAAGGAAACUUAAGCCCCCUUCACCAGGCUGGGAAAAGCUGAGCUAAGGGGAGAGAUCUCCAAAGCCGGACAAGGCCGUCAAGUGGAGAACAAGGCCACAGUCCUCCCGCGUUCCUAGAGAGGACCCCUCUUCUGAAAGACAAGUGUUGACGCACUUCCGGCUUCUGUGGGACUCACAGAUGUGCGCGCAAUCAAGGUUGUGAUGAGCAGAGGGUGUGGGUCCAAGUGCGCCGCCCUUUGCCACCUCCCCCCAAGAGUCACCUCCCUUUUCUGCCCCAGCACCCCCAGACGUCUCCGGGGUUCACGCAGGAUAGCAAAAACUGGCCUCAUAAAACAUCUAGGACCUUAUUUGGAUCAAGUGAGCCAGUUCUUCCAACCUGAACAAUGACUGCUGAAUCAAGGGAUACCGCAGAUUUGUCUCCACAGGCCACCCAGGAGGUGGAAGGCAUAGUGAUAGUGACAGUGGAGGCGGAAGAUGAAGAUGAGGAAGGCCAUUUUCAAAGGGGAAGAAAUAGCAUAGAAUUAUCCCCACAAUUUAUUAGUCGGUCCACAACCAUGAAUGAGAGAGCCUUAUUAUCAUCAUAUUUGGUUGCCUAUCGAGUGGCAAAAGAGAAAAUGGCUCACACGGCUGCUGAAAAAAUUAUUCUUCCAGCAUGUAUGGAUAUGGUACGUACAAUUUUUGAUGAUAAAUCAGCUGAUAAAUUAAGAACUAUACCCCUUAGUGAUAAUACAAUAUCUCGUCGAAUCUGUACAAUUGCAAACCAUUUAGAGGCAAUGCUUAUUACACGGUUGCAGUCUGGUGUAGAUUUUGCAAUCCAACUGGACGAGAGCAUGGAUAUUGCAAACUGCCCAACACUCUUGAUUUAUGUCAGGUAUGUGUGGCAAGAUGACUUUACAGAGGACCUGUUGUGUUGUUUAAGUUUAAAUUCACUUAUAACGGGAUUAGAUUUAUUUACCGAAUUAGAAAAGUGCAUUGUUGGUCAAUAUAAAUUGAACUGGAAAAAUUGUAAAGGAAUUUCAAGUGAUGGAGCAGCAAAUAUGACUGGGAAACACAGCAGGGUUAUUGAAAAAUUGUUAGAAGUAACACAUAACAAGGCUCUUUGGAAUCAUUGUUUUAUUCAUCAAGAAGCUUUGGUGUCCAAAGGAAUUCCACCAGGUCUAAUGGAUGUAUUGAAAAACGCAGUGAAAAUUGUUAAUUUUAUUAAAGGAAGCUCCUUAAACAGCCGACUUCUCGAAAUAUUUUGUUCAGAGAUUGGAGUUAACCAUACCCACUUACUGUUUCAUACAGAAGUCCGUUGGCUGUCUCAAGGAAAAGUAUUGAGCAGAGUAUAUGAACUCAGGAAUGAGAUUUACAUUUUUCUCACUGAAAAGCAAUCUCAUUUGGCAAAUAUUCUUGAAGAUGACCUAUGGGUAACAAAAUUGGCAUAUUUGAGUGAUAUUUUUGGCAUUCUUAAUGAAUUACAUUUUAAAGUACCGGGGAAGAACAAUGAUAUAUUUCAGUAUCUUGAAUGUAUUCUAGGAUUCCAAAAGACAUUAUUGUUGUGGCAAGCAAGACUUAAAAGCAAUCGCCCUAGCUACUAUAUGUUCCCAACGCUGUUGCAGCAUAUUGAAGAGAACGUUAUUAAUGAAGACUGCUUAAAAGAAAUAAAAUCAGAGAUAUUGAUGCAUCUCACUUCUUUGUCUCAAACCUUUCAUCAUUACUUCCCAGAAGAGAAAUUUGAAUCAAUAAAGGAAAAUAUUUGGAUGAAAGAUCCCUUUGUAUUUCAAACCCCAGAAUCAAUCAUUGAGUUAAACUUGGUGCCCGAAGAAGAGAAUGAAUUAUUGCAGCUCAGUUCAUCCUUCACACUGAGGAAUUAUUAUAAGACAUUAAGUCUAUCAGCAUUCUGGAUUAAAAUUAAAGAUGAAUUUCCACUGCUAAGUAGAAAGAGUAUAUUGCUGCUAUUACCAUUCACAACUACCUAUUUGUGUGAACUAGGAUUUUCCAUCUUGACACGAUUAAAAACAAAGACAUAGGCUCAACAGUGCACCUGACAUGCGUGUGGCCCUAUCCUCAUGUGUUCCUGACUGGAAUGAACUUAUGAACAGGCAAGCACACCCAUCGCAUUAAGUGUGAUGAGAUGCACUUAAUGAAAAGUGCUAUGAAAUGUGGUUUUUGUACUUUUUAAGGGUUUCUUUCGUAGAUGGUAUUUAUUAAUAAAAUUAUAUUUGGAAUUUA
Messenger RNA from Lynx canadensis (Canada lynx), 2646 nucleotides. It is a transcript of the gene ZBED8L, whose product is annotated as family with sequence similarity 200 member A. Bases 816 to 2444 code for a protein of 542 amino acids. NCBI's taxonomy places the organism in Eukaryota, Metazoa, Chordata, Mammalia, Carnivora, Felidae. The transcript is spliced from 2 exons. The record is from RefSeq and is a predicted model, not a curated record.